Durusdinium trenchii is the source of this 1422-nucleotide messenger RNA. The record is from the annotation of a GenBank genome assembly. NCBI's taxonomy places the organism in Eukaryota, Dinophyceae, Suessiales, Symbiodiniaceae.
UGCCAUAGUCCAAAAGCCUCCCAGAGGGCCAAUGUGCCUGAAAAAAUGGUGCGCACACUCCUAGGCGAUCAAGCCCUGUUGCCAUCGCCUGUUACCUUCAUGUUUGGGGUCUAGCUGAGUCUAGCUGUUUGGUUUUGGAACCACUGGUUACCUCCUUGUUUUUCCUGCCUCCCAUUUGUAUCCAGCGGUAGGAAGCCCUACUUGGUUGUGAAACGAAUCCGCUGGGACGAAUCCAACUGCUGCGGGGUUUGGUCCAAUCCGUUGUCUAAAUGUUCAGAAGAAGGCGGAACAGUAAGCUGACGAGUGAGCGAACUGUAAGACAAGAAGUAAGACAAAGGAAGAGAACUGGUUAAUUUGCCUGGUAAGACAAAGGUUCAAAAUAAGUGUCACUGGAAGAAGGCAAGCUGUCUUCAGCUAGUUAAGAUGUUAUGACUUUCUAUGAAGAACCCAGUGACAUCCGUCGCAGCGGUUCAGACCGGUUCAGAGGACUUGGUCCUGCUGCUUUUGGAUCGAAGGCCUGGAUUGAAGGCCUCCCAAGAUGCAGACCUCAUAGCUGCCAUUUGUGAGGUUUCCAUUGGGAUCCCCUCCAGUGCCAUUGGGAUUGGAACCAGUUGGCACGGCGCGAUGCUGUGCCGGCCAGGCCGACAUCUUCUGACCUGGAGGCCCUUGUCCUUGGCCUUUGCGCGCUGGGAGGCGAGACUUUUCUCCGAGCCCGGUGCAGCACCAAGUGCAGGCGACACCGAGGAGAACACCACGGAGUCCUCCUUGGUCACCAAGGGCGCGCGUGUGUAUCGCCGAACUCGGGCGGAGCAUUGGCGCCGCUUUGAGUGGGGUAUUGGCAGCCGGUUUCGGAUGCUGGGCAAGAAUCGCUUCAUGCCGGUGCACGCGCCGCACCCCAUGAAUUCGGUGGUGCGUGACGACUACUACGACAGCGACAACCCAAGCAUUGUGUGGAAUGAGCUUCGUGAGGGCUGGGAGGUGUUUUGGUACGAGAAUCAGAAGCUCACAGCGAGGCCAUUCCCGGUGAAGAAGUACGGCUUAGAGCGAGCCAAAGUCGAAGCCUUCCAAUUCUUCCAAGAGCUGGAAGAAGCAGGGCGACUAGGCCAACGCCCUAAGAUUGAAGCGCCACAGGAGGGAGUUUUCUUUGAUCAACGCAUGCAAUGCUGGGUGAGCCUCUUCUGGCGGGACGGGCGGCCACAAAGCCGCUGCUUCUCUGCCACGAAGUAUGGCUUCGAGGGAUCCAAGAUGUUGGCGAUGGCCAAGCAGCGUGACCCCGUGAACGGCGUCUUGGCAGUGCAGGGUGGAGCAGGAACCCCGAUCAUCCUGAAGGAGAAGGGGAAGCCAUCCUACGUGAACAGGAUGAACAGCGGAAUGAGAGGGCCCACUGGAUUGAAAUACAAAUGACAUGGAACGAUCUCUUUG